GUCAUGUAUAUGCAUUUUUUGAUUACUCCUUUUUAUGUUCUGUAAUUGUAUAUAAUUGGUACACAUUCUUAUAAACUGUCAUAUUGUUAACACAACUGUCAUAAUUUUGUCCAAACUGUCAUUUAGUUUGUGCUACGUUCCUACCUGUAUAUGCAUUUUUUGAUUUCGCCUUUUUAUGUUCUGUCAUUCAAUGGUACACAUCCUUAUAAACUGUCAUAUUGUUAACAAAACUGUCAUUAUUUUGUCCGAAGUGUCUUUUUUCAUACUGAAAUAUUUCUUUUGCUGCAUUUUUUUAGGAACCUUUUUACCACAAUGGAUCCUAUUUUACUUGUUAUGGUCAAGGUUGACGGUUUUUGGGAUUCUAACAAUGUGUUCAACAAUGUCCACACAUGUGGCCUUCAUGUUAACUAUAAUGUUCAAUAUGCUUCUUUUAUUAACUCUUUGAGUGACAUCCUUUCUCAGUACAAAGCUAAUCAUAAUUUCAGGCUUUCUUAUAUGCGAGAUGGAUUUCCUCCUCCUGUUACUAUAAAUGAUCAAUCUACCUUAACAUUUUAUCUUUAUAUCAAGUCUCUUCAACCAGAUUUUUCAUUGUAUCCACUUUGUGUUGAGUUUUAUCCUGUUUCAUCUUCUCCUGCAUUUUCUAUUGAUGUUGGACCAUCUGCUUCUCCUUGGUCUGAAAAUGUUGUCAUUUCUUCACAACAACAUACCCCUUAUGAUGAGAAUCUUGUUGUUUCUUCUUCCCAUGCUUCACAACAACAUACCACUUAUGAGAAUGUUGUUGUUUCUUCUGCCCAACAACAUUCCUCCUCACCUACACUUUCUUUUGAUGAUGGCCCACCAUUUGGUCAAUAUGAAAAUGUUAUGCUAUCUGGGGUAAGUUGUGGCAAAUCCGAAGAUAUUGUUUCUUGUGGUAACACUGUGUCUGCAACUGUAGAAAAUGAAUCAUCUGAAGACAGUGAUGACAUGUCAGAUGAUAUGUCAGAUGGCCUUUUAACUAAAUCAUCUGACUCAUUCUCAUUUCUCCAAAAUUUUGAAAUCAUCACACAGUCCCAUCCUACUUGUCUUCUUCUCCAUGCUAUUUACAAAAAUAAAAAAGAACUUAUCCACCAUCUGAAGAUGUAUGCUAUCACAAACCACUUCCAAUACAGAACUAAGACAUCCAAGAAAAUAUGUUUGCAUGUUAUUUGCUUAGAUCCAAAAUGUUGUUGGAGUGUUCGAGCUGUAAAACUACAUGGCGUAACAAUGUUUCAAAUCAGAAGAUUCCGGCCAGUUCACACAUGCUCUAUUGAUUACAGACAAGGCAAACAUAGACAGGCAUCUGCUAGUGUGAUAGCAAAUAUUAUUGCACACAAAUACCUUGAUGCUUCCAAUAAACCAUACCCCCCAAAGCAAAUUCGUGAGGACAUGAGUAUGCAGUAUGGAAUUUCCAUGUCUUACAACAAAGCUUGGAAAGCACAGAAGAAAGCAAUGCAGCUGCAAUUUGGUUCUGAUCUUGAAUCCUAUCAGCUUUUGCCUUCAAUGGCUUAUGUGCUUGAGAAAACAAAUCCUGGCUCUAUGUUUAAUCUAGUCACAGGGAAGGAUGAUGCAUUUUCUACCUUUUUUAUGUCAUUCAAACCAUGGAUAGAAGCUUGGCCCUACUGCAGACCUGUUCUUAUAUUGGAUGGUUCUUUCAUGAAGGCUUACUAUAAAGGCACUCUCCUUACAGUUUGUUGCCAAGAUGCCAAUGAUCACAUAGUUCCUAUUGCAUUUGGUAUUUGUGGUUCUGAAACUAAAGCUUCUUGGAAAUGGUUCUUAUCCAAAGUUUGUCAAUCAAUAAAGUACAGACAUGACCUGUACGUAGUAUCUGAUAGGCAUAAAGGGCUUAUCAAGGCCGUUUCUGAACUCUUGCCACAUGCUAGCCACGGUUUUUGUGUUGCUCAUCUUGGUCGUAACAUAACAUCAAAAUUCAGAUGAUCUGCAGCUGGUUUGGGAUGGAAGUUCAAAGCUGCCUAUAUGGCAGCAACUAUGAAAGAAUAUGAUGACUACUUAUCCAUGUUGGAUUCUGAAGACCCCAGGAUAAGGACUUGGCUAGACAAAUUAGGUGCUAACACAUGGUCAAAAGUAAUGUCUGGCCCAAAGAGAUAUAAUAUUAUGACAUCAAAUUGUGCUGAGUCUAUGAACAAAGUCAAUGUCUGUGCUAGAGAGUAUUCUGUGUCUAAACUUGUUGAUUUCUUGCGUGAAAGGAUGCAGCAAUGGUUCACAGAGAGGAAAGAUAAAGCUGAGAAAACAAGUAUUAUACUCACAAAGAAAUGUGAGAAACGCCUGGUAGCUUUGCAAGCUGAAUCCACACGUAUGAAGGUUAAACCAUCAUGUGCAUAUGAAUUUGAAGUUGUUGACAGUAGAUGCAAGUCCUUUGUGGUAAACCUCAACUCUAGAAGUUGUACAUGCGGCCACUUUCGAUUAGAUCAAUUUGUGUGUGUUCAUGCUGUGGCUGCAAUCGGUAUACGCCCACACCUUUCAUGUUAUACGUACAUAUCUCCAUAUUACACAACAGAUGCUUGGCUUGCUACAUGGUCUGGUAUCAUGCAUCCUAUUGCUGAUCCUGACAGUUGGUCAAUUCCUGCUACUAUUCAAAACCAGAGAUGCAAGCCACCAAGUUGUUUGAAGCGUCCUCCUGGUCGCCCUAAGAAAUGCAGGAUUCCAUCCAUUGGAGAAUAUAGAGGUUCAAAACGUCAAAAAUGUUCUAGAUGCCAUGUGCUUGGGCAUAAUAAGAAAACUUGUAGAAAUCCAAUUCCAAUUAAUAUCCAGUGAUGUAGAUUUG
Cuscuta europaea is the source of this 2800-nucleotide messenger RNA. NCBI's taxonomy places the organism in Eukaryota, Viridiplantae, Streptophyta, Magnoliopsida, Solanales, Convolvulaceae. The record is from the annotation of a GenBank genome assembly.